This is a messenger RNA of Hippocampus zosterae (dwarf seahorse), 5256 nucleotides long. It is a transcript of the gene hecw2a, whose product is annotated as HECT, C2 and WW domain containing E3 ubiquitin protein ligase 2a. The record is from RefSeq and is a predicted model, not a curated record. Gene Ontology annotation, molecular function: ubiquitin-protein transferase activity; protein binding. Gene Ontology annotation, biological process: regulation of dendrite morphogenesis. The coding region runs from base 705 to 5219 and encodes 1504 amino acids. Lineage: Eukaryota; Metazoa; Chordata; Actinopteri; Syngnathiformes; Syngnathidae. The transcript is spliced from 29 exons.
CACGGCAGGCUUCUAUUUUGGCCUUCUGACUUUGCUUCCAGGUGUCUCAGUCACGUGGAGGGAUUCUCAUCAUUGCAGCGGUGCUAUUUUCAGACCGUCAAAGCAAUCAGACCCUCCUGUCAUUUCCCCCGAAUUGAUCUGUAAUCCGCAACGGAACAGAGAUUAAAACGUGGAAACGGUCCAGAUUGAGAAUGUUUAGCGAGUUCAUCGCGAGUGAGUGUUCUUCUGUUGUAUUUCCGUGAAAAGCGACAUUUUCCGGUUUCACUUCGAUGAUGACGGACGAUUGCAUUUUAUUCUUUCCUUUCUGAGAUGAUGGACCGAAAUAUGAAAUGCUUUCAUUUUUGUGUUGUUUUACUCUGCCCAGGCGUUUACACUCCAAAGUCCCCAAAAGGGCGAUUUCGUUUGUUGUGUGGAAACCUGCCUCACAUUCAGUCCAGUUAAUCAGUCACAUUGCUCAGACAAUGUGGUUCUGUCAUUUCGUGAGUUCUCCUGUCCUCCCUUGCCUCCAGGACCUGACCAAAUAUUUCAGAACACCGGAGAGACACAGAACUUGGGUUACAAUGGGGGGACUCACGUUCUCAAUAAAACCCUCCCGAAAACCUGCUCCGUCCUACCGAAAAGCGUCCCACGUCGAUGGCAGUCACCGAUAUGCGUCCCGUCUUUAGAGACCGCCGCCUCCCUCGCUAAAGCAUUCAAGAAACAACAUGCGUCCGUCCCUCGCCACCGCCGUCCUCCCAGCCAGGACCCGCACCCACAACGCACCCAAUUUGGCAAUCGGGGGCCGCGAGCACCUCGCGGCGCCCCGGAGACGCAGCCCCAACCUUCGGCACACUCUCAGCCCGGAGAACCUCCGCAGUCUGGCGGAAAGGGGCGGGGCCUCACUGGAUGCCGUGUCUGUGGUGGGCGGCCCCGUCGGCCUGUCCCGCGCCAACAGCGACACCGACCUGGUGAGCUCGCAAACCAGGUCCUCGCUGACAGCGUCCACCCUGGACUUCACGCUGAACCGGGGCCAGACCCUCGUCAUAUCCUGGGACAUCAAGGAGGAAGUGGAUGCCACCGACUGGAUUGGCCUCUACCAUAUCGAUGAGACCAGUCCAUCAAACGUGUGGGAUUGUAAGAACCGAGGGAUCAACGGCACCCAGAAGGGUCAGAUAGUGUGGAGGCUGGAGGUGGGGCCCUACUUCAUGGAACCGGAGACCAGGAUCUGUUUCAAGUACUAUCACGGAGUGAGCGGAGCCCUGAGAGCAACGACCCCCUGCAUCACUGUGAAGAAUACAGCUGUCCUGGUGGAGGGUCUUGCUGAGCAGGUGGGUGUCGAACAUCCUCGGAAACUGAUAAGCUUCACGUUAACAGAUCUGCGUGCCACCGGCCUGAAGAAAGGCAUGUUCUUCCAUCCGGAUCCCUACCUCAAGAUGUCCAUCCACCCUGGGAAGAGGAGUGUCUUUCCUGUGUUCAGCCACCACGGACAGGAGCGUCGCUCGGCCAUCAUUGCCAACACCGUCAAUCCGGUUUGGCACGGCGAGAAAUAUACAUUUGUAGCGCUGCUGACAGACAUCCUGUACAUCGAAGUCAAGGACAAGUUUGCCAAAAGUCGACCCAUCAUCAAGCGCUUCCUUGGCCAGUUGACCAUCCCCGUGCAGCGGCUUCUUGAGAAAAUAUCCGGAGUCCAGCCUGUGACUUUUCCCCUGUGCCGACGGAUCCCCACGGAGCACGUCAGCGGACAGCUACAGUUCAAAGUUGAACUCACUUCGACAGGACCCGAUGGUGCCUCUCCAGAUUCCAUCAUUGGCCUUUCGACCUUCAAUGGAGCUCCGGGGACGCCUUCAGAUGACGAGGACCUUCCCCAUCACCUUCCAGGAGUGGUUUCACCUGAGCCCUCCCCCACCGGAUCGCAGAGUUCUCAAGGUAUCUGGGAAGGCGGGGCAGCAGCGGCAGCCUCCCCGGAAAAGGAACUGCUACUCGUCAGAGCCGGGGCGAGGUUUUUCGACCGGGGCGAGUUGCUCCAGAGGUCUCUCAGUGAGGGUCUGGAUGCUAUCGAGGCCCCCAAGGGUCCCGGGGAAAGGCCAUUAGGUGCGGCCUCGCCAAAACUGCGCUCCAGCUUCCCCACGCACACGCGGCUCAGCGACAUGUUGCACAUCGACUCGGAUGAGGAUGAUGAGCGCUCCGGGUUUGGAGAGAUGCCUCCCAUGCUGCCCUCUCCGCUGCUACUUAAUGGGGACCCUCCGGAUAAUAAUAGCGGUCCCGAUGACGACGUGCCGUCUCCUGAGCUGCAGCUGGUCCCGGAGCAAUCUGCCAAUGAAGAACCAGAGACUGCCCAGGUGGCCCCCAAGGUGCAGGCCAGUCUGGAAAAGGAGGACAUUCUGGAGGCAGAGGUCUUCUCCGAGGCAGAGGAAGCACUUUUCACAGAGGCCACGUCCCGCACCCCUUUGCCAGAGGGUGGAGAGGCGGGGAGAAGACCGACCGAGGAGCCUUCUUCAGAGGUGGACACGUGCUCCAUGGCCACAGCCCCACAGACGAUCGUGUCUUCCUCAGAUAGUUGUCCGAUCACGUUGACCACAGCUCUGGAAACAGAUGAAGGGGCCGAUGCAGCCAUCGAUCCGGGGGGAGAUGCGAUCGGUGGCACCCCGCCGUCCACUCCGCCUGUAGGCUGUGAGGAUGACGGGCUUGGCAUUUGUCCCGAGGCUGAAGGAGAAGCAGCCUCGUCGGCUCUGGAAUCCCAGGAGAUAGUCGUGAGAAAGCUGAGUCUGCGGGCGGCGGGCGGCAUGUCCGAAGAACCGGACGGCGAUGAGUCUAAGCCGCAUGAGGAGACGGGAUCUGCGGAGUCCGAGCAAGUUACCACAGAAACGGAUGGAGAGGAAGGCACGCCUGUCAACGGUCACCCUGUUCGGUCGCUUCCGUCUGUACGGCAUGAUAUUCACCGUUACCAACGAGUGGACGAGCCCCUGCCACCGAACUGGGAGGCCCGGAUCGACAGCCAUGGCAGGAUCUUUUUUGUGGACCACGUGAACAGGACCACGACGUGGCAGAGGCCAACUGGACCCCCAGCGCCGCAGGGCCUGACCCGGUCCAACUCCAUUCAGCAGAUGGAGCAACUCAACCGCAGAUACCAGAGCAUCAGAAGGACCAUAACCAACAGUGAUAGAACAGAAGAAAGCAUUGCUGACCUGCUCCCUGAAGCAGAACCCGAACUGAUCCCUCACUCCAUUUCCGAAUACAGACGAGACGGCGUCGUCGCUCACUCGAACGGUCGUUCCCGCCUGUCGUUGCUGCUCCAGUCGCCCAGCGCCAAGUUCCUGUGCAGUCCCGACUUCUUUACUGUGCUGCAUUCUAACCCCAGUGCCUACCGCAUGUUUACGAGCAACACCUGCCUGAAGCAUAUGAUCAGCAAGGUGCGGCGAGACGCUCACUACUUUGAGCGCUACCAGCACAACCGAGACUUGGUCACCUUCCUCAACAUGUUCUCCAACAAGCAGCUGGAGCUUCCCCGGGGAUGGGAAAUGAAACACGACCAAACCGGGAAGCCCUUCUUUGUGGAUCACAACUGUCGUUCCACAACCUUUAUCGAUCCACGGCUGCCUCUCCAGAGUUCGCGCUCCACCGGGCUGCUGGCCCACCGCCAGCAUCUGAGCCGCCAACGCAGCCACAGCGCCGGCGAGGUGGCCGACGACUCGCGGCAAAGCAACUCGCCCGCCGUGCCGCGACCUUCCAGCACCUUCAGCGGGUCCAGUCGCUCCGGCCAGUCCCACGACGUCGUGCCCGUGGCCUACAAUGACAAGAUUGUGGCCUUCCUCAGGCAGCCCAACGUCUUUGAGGUACUGCAGGAAAGACAACCGGAGCUGGCCAGGAACAACUCACUCAAGGAAAAGGUGCAGUUCAUCCGCAGCGAGGGCGCCGUCGGGUUGGUGCGUCUCUCCGGGGACGCCGACCUUGUCAUGCUGCUCAGCUUAUUUGAAGACGAGGUGAUGUCGUACGUGCCACCUUUGCUCCACCCAAAUUACAGCCUGUCCUCAUCUCCUCAGAGUUCCCCGGGCACCCAACGAGCCAACGCGCGUGCUCCGGCGCCCUACAAGCGAGAUUUUGAGGCUAAACUGAGGAACUUCUAUCGGAAACUGGAGACGAAAGGAUAUGGACAGGGACCGGGGAAAGUCAAGCUCAUCAUACGGCGGGACCACCUCCUGGAGGACGCCUUCAACCAAAUCAUGUGUUACUCCCGCAAAGACCUGCAGAGGAGUAAACUUUACGUCAGCUUCGUCGGCGAGGACGGGCUGGACUACAGCGGCCCGUCGAGAGAGUUCUUCUUCCUGGUGUCCAGAGAGCUUUUCAACCCUUACUACGGCCUGUUUGAAUACUCGGCCAACGACACGUACACGGUCCAAAUCAGCCCCAUGUCGGCCUUUGUGGAUAAUCACCACGAAUGGUUUCGUUUUAGCGGGCGCAUUCUGGGACUGGCUCUGGUUCAUCAGUAUCUGCUGGAUGCCUUCUUUACUCGUCCUUUCUACAAGGGGCUGCUCCGCAUACCGUGCGACCUGAGCGACCUGGAGUUCCUGGACGAGGAAUUCCACCAGAGCCUGCAGUGGAUGAAGGACAACGACAUCGAGGACAUGCUGGAUCUCACGUUCACAGUCAACGAGGAGGUCUUCGGACAGAUCACCGAGCGAGAGCUGAAGCCCGGCGGGGCCGGCAUCCCCGUGACGGAGAAGAACAAGAAGGAGUACAUCGAGCGCAUGGUCAAGUGGCGCAUAGAGAGGGGCGUGGCUCAGCAAACCGAAAGCUUGGUCCGAGGCUUCUACGAGGUGGUGGACGUGCGACUGGUGUCGGUGUUCGACGCCAGAGAGCUGGAGCUGGUCAUCGCCGGCACGGCCGAGAUCGACCUGGCCGACUGGAGGAACAACACAGAGUACAGAGGAGGUUACCAUGACAACCACAUCGUGAUACGCUGGUUCUGGGCAGCUGUGGAGCGCUUCAACAAUGAGCAGAGGCUGCGACUACUGCAGUUUGUGACAGGUACGUCCAGUAUUCCUUACGAGGGCUUCGCCUCGCUGCGUGGAAGCAACGGACCCCGCAGGUUCUGUGUGGAGAAGUGGGGCAAGAUCACCUCCUUACCCAGAGCACACACUUGCUUCAAUCGGCUGGACCUGCCACCCUACCCAUCCUUCUCCAUGCUCUACGAGAAGCUGGUGACAGCCGUGGAGGAGACUAGCACCUUCGGUUUGGAGUGAGCCCGCCUCCUCCAUCCCCCCCCCCCCCCCCCCCCCA